Molecule: messenger RNA, 6750 nt
Organism: Capra hircus (goat)
Lineage: Eukaryota; Metazoa; Chordata; Mammalia; Artiodactyla; Bovidae
Gene: WWC2
Product: WW and C2 domain containing 2
Exons: 23
Coding region: 428-4009 (1193 amino acids)
Biological process (GO): regulation of DNA-templated transcription; regulation of hippo signaling; negative regulation of organ growth
Cellular component (GO): cytoplasm
Molecular function (GO): molecular adaptor activity; kinase binding
Source: RefSeq, a predicted model, not a curated record
GCAAAUGAGGAUCCCCGUCGCCGCCUCGGCCGCCGCUCUGCCGAGCUUCCCGGAUCCGAGCCCAGACGGCGGCGACUCGGGCAGCCUGGGCGCCGCGACCCUCGGCGGCCGUAGGGGGACGGGGAGGAGGAGGAGGAAGAGGCGGAGGCUGCGGCGGCGAUCGCGAGGAGGAGGAGGAGGCGGAGGAGGGUUAGCUCGCCCGCUCCGACGCAGACAUGGUGGACUGAUCCCCGGCGGGGCCGAGAGCAGGGUUUCCUGAGACGCCCCCAGUCCCCUCGCGUGGCCCCCGCCGCAGCCCCGCGGGCCCCCACCCCUCGCCGGCGCCCGGAUCUGGGGUGCGGCGGCCGGGCCCGGGCAGUCGCGUUCCCGCCGCGUCCCGCGCCCGGUUUCCCUAUGGAGGCGCCGCCCGCCGGCGAGGCCGCCGACCAUGCCUAGGAGGGCCGGGAGCGGGCAGCUGCCGCUACCCCGGGGCUGGGAGGAGGCCAGGGACUACGACGGCAAGGUCUUCUACAUCGAUCACAACACCCGGAGGACCAGCUGGAUCGACCCCCGGGACAGGUUGACCAAGCCCCUGUCGUUUGCUGACUGUGUUGGCGAUGAGCUGCCGUGGGGAUGGGAAGCCGGGUUCGACCCUCAGAUUGGUGUCUACUACAUCGAUCACAUAAACAAAACUACACAGAUCGAAGAUCCGCGGAAACAAUGGCGGGGGGAGCAGGAGAAGAUGCUCAAGGACUACCUGUCGGUGGCGCAGGACGCCCUGCGGACGCAGCGGGAGCUGUACCACGUGAAGGAGCAGAGGCUGGCCCUGGCCCUGGACGAAUACGUCCGCUUGAAUGAUGCCUACAAGGAGAAGUCCAGCUCUCGCACCAGCUUAUUCUCAGGCUCUUCAUCCAGUACUAAAUAUGACCCUGAUAUCUUAAAAGCUGAGAUCUCCACUACACGAUUAAGGGUCAAAAAGCUGAAGCGAGAACUCUCACAGAUGAAGCAGGAAUUGCUCUAUAAAGAACAAGGCUUCGCCACUCUGAAACAAAUUGAUAAAAAAAUGUCUGGAGGCCAGAGUGGCUAUGAACUCAGUGAAGCCAAAGCCAUCCUAACGGAACUGAAAUCUAUCAGAAAGGCUAUUAGCUCAGGAGAAAAAGAAAAACAAGAUCUGAUGCAGAGCCUUGCUAAGCUGCAGGGGCGGUUUCACGUGGACCAGAACAUCGGCACAUCUGAGCCAGACCUGAGAUCCAGUCCUGUGAACUCGCAUCUCUCCCUCUCCAGACAGACCCUGGACGCGGGCUCACAAACCAGCAUCUCUGGGGACAUCGGAGUGAGAAGUAGAUCAAAUUUAGCUGAAAAGGUCAGGCUGAGCCUCCAGUAUGAAGAAGCGAAAAGAAGUAUGGCCAACCUGAAAAUUGAACUGUCGAAGCUGGACAGCGAGGCGUGGCCUGGGACACUGGACAUAGAGAAGGAGAAGCUGAUGCUGAUCCACGAGAAGGAAGAGCUUCUGAAGGAGCUGCAGUUCGUCACCCCGCAGAGGCGCACACAGGACGAGCUGGAGAGCCUGGAGGCCGAGAGGCAGCGGCUGGAGGAGGAGCUGCUGGCUGUGAGGGGCGCGCCCAGCCGGGCCCUGGCCGAGAGAUUGAAAUUGGAAGAGCGAAGGAAAGAGCUGCUACAGAAACUUGAAGAAACUACUAAAUUAACUACAUAUUUGCAUUCACAACUUAAAAACCUCUCCGCCAGCACGCUGUCCGUGUCUUCUGGGAGCAGCCUGGGCUCCCUGGCCUCCAGCCGGGGGUCCCUGAACACGUCCAGCAGAGGGUCGCUCAACUCCCUCAGCUCCAGCGAGCUCUACUACACCAGCCAGGGCGACCAGCUGGACUCGGAUUAUCAGUACAAACUGGACUUCCUCCUGCAGGAGAAAGGCGGCUACAUGCCUUCCGGCCCCAUCACCACCAUCCACGAACACGAGGUGGCCAAGUCCCCCAGCCAGCCUGGCCAGAGUGGCCCCGGGGGGGCGGCGGCCGCAGCCCCAGGCCACCCCGCCCCCCUGGCCGAGGCCCCCAAGUCCGUGACGUCCCUGUCCUCGAGGUCCUCCCUGUCUUCCCUGUCCCCGCCCGGCUCCCCGUUGGUCUUGGAAGGCGCGUUCCCCAUGUCUCCCCACGACGGCCCCCUCCACCAGUUCUCUGCUGACUUUGAGGACUGUGAGCUGAGCGGCCACUUUGCAGACAUCAGCCUCAGAGAGCAUCAGCUGCUGCUGGACCCUGACCCGGGAGGAGCGCCCCCGUCUCUGCUGGACGAGAACAAGGAGCUUGGCGAGUGUGCUCAGGAGCCACUGUACGAGGGGCCCGCAGAUGUUGAAAAAUCGUUACCAAAAAGAAGAGGAAUCCACCUGCUGGGGGAGAAGACCGCCUGUGUGUCGGCUGCAGUCUCGGAUGAGUCGGUGGCUGGGGACAGCGGGGUCUACGAAGCGUUCGUGAAACAGCCCAGUGAGGCCGAGGACGUGCCGUACAGCGAGGAGGACGCUGCGAUCAUGGAGACGGCCCAGGUGCAGAUCGGGCUGAGAUACGACGCAAAAAGGUCGAGUUUCAUGGUGAUUGUAGCACAACUCCGAAAUCUGCAUGCCUUCCUGAUACCUCACUCUUCAAAAGUGUAUUUCCGGGUUGCUCUGCUUCCCUCCUCAAGUGACGUCAGCUGUCUGUUUCGAACGAGAGUGCACCCAGCUGCGGAGUCCCUGCUGCUCGGUGACGUGUUCAGAGUGGCCGUCUCCCAGACGGCCCUGCAGCAGAAGACCCUGAGGGUGGACCUGUGCUCCGUCGGGAGACACCGCAGGGAGGAGUGCCUGGCGGGAACUCAGAUCAGCCUGGCGGACCUACCCUUUUCCAGUGAGAUUUUCACUCUGUGGUAUAACUUGCUUCCUUCAAAGCAAAUGCCCUGCAAGAAGAGCGAAGAGGAGACAGAGGACUCGGUAUUUCCACCAAGCCAGCCACUCGUGGAUUCCGUAGACUUGGAUGCAGUGUCAGCCUUGCUUGCAAGAACAUCAGCUGAGCUGUUGGCCGUGGAACAAGAAUUAGCACAAGAAGAAGAAGAACCAGGGCAGGAAGAGGAGCCCAGAGGUCCAGAUGGAGACUGGUUGGCCAUGCUGAGAGAGGCCUCGGAUGAAACUGUGGCCGAGGAAGGGGCUGAAGUGAAAUCGGCGGAGGGCAGUCGCUGUGUGGAAGACGUAAGCUCAUGCCCAAGUGUGCCUGAGAUGAAUGAGGACGCAAGUAGGAAAGAAAGCAGCUGUGCCAGUGACCUUGGGAGUCAGCCCCCCGCAGGAACACCGGCCCUGGUUGAUAAAGAGACAAACACCGACGAGGCCGGCAGUGCCAGCGUGGCCGUACGCCCCAAAGACCGCAGCAGCCUGAGUGCGCGCCAGCGCCCCUUCGUGAGGAGCAGCGUGAUCGUGCGCUCACAGACCUUCUCCCCCGGGGAGCGGAGCCAGUACGUGUGCAGGUUAAAUCGAAGUGACAGCGACAGUUCAACGCUGGCUAAAAAAUCACUGUUUGUGAGGAACUCCACCGAACGGCGAAGUCUGAGAGUCAAGAGGGCGGUGUGCCAGCCGGUCCUCCGGAGGGCAGCACCCGAGUGCCCCAUGCGGACCUCCCUGGACCUGGAGUUGGACCUUCAGGCCUCCCUGACCCGGCAGAGCCGCCUCAACGACGAGCUGCAGGCCCUCAGGGGCCUGAGGCAGAGGCUCGAGGAACUGAAGGCCCAGGGCGAGACAGACCUGCCGCCAGGCGUGCUGGACGACGAGCGCUUCCAGAAGCUCCUGAGACAGGCGGGGAAGCAGGCCGAGCAGUCCAAAGAGGAGCAGAAGCAGGACCUGAACGCGGAGAAGCUGAUGCGGCAGGUGUCCAAGGACGUGUGCCGGCUCCGCGAGCAGAGCCGCAAGGUGCCCCGGCAGGUGCAGUCCUUCCGGGAGAAGAUUGCCUACUUCACCAGAGCGAAGAUAACCAUCCCGUCCCUGCCCGCUGAUGACGUGUGACCACAUCGCCGAUGAGCUCGUUUUCCACCUCUUCGUUUCUUAGGGAGGGCAAAAGACUGAACAUGUGUCUUGUUCGGGAUUUUGUUUUGUAAUAUAACCAUCAACUCUUAAAGAGCUUUUAUUUCACAUCAGAUUUUCAAACAUGUUAAUUUGUAAAGUAUCUUGAAUAUAAUUCUUAUUUGUUUAAAAAAGAGGAAAAAAAAUCAGAUAACCAAAACAGGAUCACCCAGUACCCAAAUGUACAGUAUUGCCAGUGGGCUUUAUUUUGUAGAAAUGGAAUAGAGGCAGGACCCCACGUGUAUCCCACUGGACCGACUGCUGAGAAAUAACUUGGUUUAGCAGAAGGCGGUUUCACGUUUCCUUUGUCCUCCUCUGAGCCACCGUGAGGCUGGCAGCUGGUGACCCUGGGUGCCUGAGGGCGGCUUCUUUCACGGGAGCAGGAGCCUCAGUGCGGGGUCCCAGGUCCACGUGGGACAGAGGGCACAUUCAUCUCCAUCACCUCUGUUGGAACACCAUGUCCUGAGAACAGCUUCUUUUUGUCCUUUUCUAUGUGUCUAAAGAAAAUAAAAACAAAACGCUGAGUAUAAGAAGGUAAGGAUGCAAAGGAGCCGUUCUCCUGGCAACACUUCACAUCUCGUGACGUGUGUCUUUAAAGGCCGGGAAAUGCAAGGGGAAGAAGGCCAGUUCGCCUCCAACACAACAGAAUCAGCACAUCAGUGAGCAGCCGCUGCUUCUCAGUCGGCGUGAGCGUAAGUGUUCACACCCAGGUGUCAGGCGUGCACCAGGCGGGUUGGGUGCCAGGCAUGAGGGUGGUACCCGGUAGAGGAAGGUGGGGGCCCAGGGCUUGGAGGAACGGCGGUGCCGGCGAUGCGAAGGGAGACGCGUCAGCCUCAUGCGGUGCAACUGGGAGCAGAGGAAGGGAUGUCUUGACUGAAUCGGGGUUGCCAGAUACUUCAGUAAACAGAUCUCGUCAAACAUUUACUAGAAGUUACUUUGCAGCCGUCAUUUUUAGGGAAUCCUGUCUGUAAAUUGUGGUAAACUGUUAGGAUGCAAAGAGAAGAGAGUGCCUGGGAAGAUUAUUAAAUUGAAGUAAAGGCUGAGUCACUUGUUAAAAAAAAAAGUAUAUUCCAGACGAACAAGAUGGAAACCAACUAAAGUUCCCUCCGGUGGAGAAUGUUAGCUUACCCAACUCAAGCACUUCUUAAACAAAUCCCCAGUGUAGUCCUGCCUGCAUACAAGGCUUUUAAAAUAAACAGUUUUUGUGCAAGUUAAGCCAUACUUUCUACCCGGUCUGUAAUACUGGAAGAGGCAGGGUUUGGUGAGCCACCUUAGGUAGCAAGUGAAAUCAAUUUUUUUUUUUUUAAGAGAUGAAAAAAUUAUCUUAAAGGAAUGGGUCCCAUAAAAAAAGAAACAUGAGUUAUAUUCCUAAGCUAGAAUCCUCAUUGGUAAGAAUUUAUAUUUGAAAGAAAUUACACAUGUUUUGGAAAGUUCAUUUUUUCAGAAUCAGAAUUCAAAUCAAGCCAUUUCUGAGCCUAGAACUGGAAUGACUUUUCCUAAGUGUCCCCACCGUUUAUGUACAAAAGUCUCUGAAGUGAUAACUGGAUGUGACAGUACUUUGAACAAAAACCAGCCUCGUGAAUUGACUGAGCACAGUCCUCGCAGGCAGCCCAGUUCAUCCUAUUAGGUGACCGAGGAGAACCGGAGAAAGAGCACCGGUCUUCCUUGUCAAGGUCAAAUGUGAAAAACAGAAGUUUAUUUAAUGUAGAGUUAAAUGAAGGUCAGCUGUCUUCAGCUUCUCAGUUUGACCAUGAAAAUGUUUAUAGGAUUAUGUGUGGUUGUACCGUACGAUUUUAUUUUCUUCAUUUAUUUAUUUACGGUCUUAUUUAUGUUCUGUUUAAUAUAUAGUUUGGUUCUGGCCAUCUUAAAUGUUUGACAUAGAAGAGGCUAUAUUGGAAUAUUUGCAGCUUUAUAAAUUCCAUCAGAUUAGCUGUUAACUUUUUGUACUACACAAGAGUUUCAGACAGGCAUAAAAGAGUAAAAGCUGUCUCAGGCUGGUAGUUAGCAGUUGUAUGCAAGAUGCUUCGGUCUUAUUUUACAGCAUUUGCUCAUUUCUAACAUGAAAGACAAACUUAUUUUAAUAUAAUCCUUUUUCACACUUUAAAAAUCAGCAAUAGUGUUAUGUAUUUAUAGGCAGCUUUUAACAAUCCUGUCGUAUUUGUACUAACCCAAAUGAUUCACAGUGACAAAACAUUUUAAUAACUUGAUCACAAAACCAUCUGGACAACAUGAAUUUUAAUAUUAUAAAUACUAUUUUUUAAAGGUAGAAUUUAUUCUUCACAGGGUAAAAAGAAUGUAAUAUUUAGUUCUCAAGUUUGAAUUAUCAGUAUGUUAUUACAAUUUUGUAUAUCAGAAUCUAAGUGUUACAGGUACAAAAAGAAUAUUGCUAGCCAAAUGAACAAAGUUUAGCUGAAUCUCUGUAGCAUGCAAAUCAAAUAAAUUUAAAAUCUUUUUUGGUAUUACUUUAUAUUGUAUUAAAUAUCAAAAGCUCAGGACUGAAACUAAAUAUUUAAUCAGGUUAAAUUCUGAAUAUGUUUCUGUUUUAAUUUGUCUUGUUUGUAAAAGUAUGCAAAUACAUCACAUAGAUUAACUCUGGUUUCUGCACUUUUCAUGUGUUCGUGGAUGGGAAAAAAAUUCAGUGUUUUUUUUUUUUUAAACAAAGAUACAUAUUGCCUAAUACUUUA